GCUUAGAUAGUGGUAGGCACUGACGCGAAUCUGGGUGCCAGGGUAGAGUCCUCUACCCGGGUGCAGUAGUCUCUGGUCUUACAGAUGCGAAAUUGCGCUUCUCCUGCAGUCCCGGAGAGCGCAGAACCCGCAGCCUCUAGUGGCCGAUCGACCCCUGCCCCAGAAGAGUGAUCGUCAGGAACAAGACUUGGGAACGAAGAUCCCAGGAAAAGAAAUCCUUCCUGAUAUACUACACAGAUGUCAAGACAGGGCCACCGGCAGGGUCAAGAGGAACAGAGAAUUUAAGGAGGGUUUCCAUGGUGCCGGCUGCGACCCUCACAGUCAUCUUCAUCUUCCUGGAUCGGUCGCCGUUGUCCGAACCUCUUUGGGCUGCCGGGGCUGACAUGCACUCUCUUUUCUAUAAUUUCAUCAUCAAUCCUAAAGCCCAACCUGGAGACCAAUGGUGCAAAAUCCGAGGUCAGGUGGAUCAGAAGACUUUUCUUUUCUAUAACUGUGUCAAUGCCAAAGCCAAAUCCAUAAGUAUCCUUGGAGGGAAGAUUGAUAGCACCAAGACCUGGGAAGAGCAGACAGAAACACUGCGGGAUUUGGGCAACAUGCUCAAACAGGAACUGCUUGACAUUAAACUAGAGAACUGUGCAGCCACAGCUCCCGCCAUCCUGUGGGCCAACCUGACCUGUCAUGGUAGAGCUGGUGAACCCCCCAGUGGGUCCUGGGAACUUGGCUUCAAUGGACAGAUUUUGUUCCAUAUUGAGUCAAACAAAAGAAAGUGGACAGAGGUCAAUCCUGGAUCCAGCUGCAUCAAAAAGAAGUGGGAAAAAAACAGGGAGCUGACCCAGUUCUUAUACCGGACCUCUACGGAUGACUGUGGGAGUUGGUUUGAGGAGUUCAUGGAGCACUGGAAGGAAAUCCUGGAGACAAGAGCACCACCCACCACCCCAGCUAUAGCUGAAUCCAGGUCCAAGACCGCAAUACAGAGCCCCAGAGCCCAGCUGAUCCUGACCUGCUCCGUCCUACUUAGCAUCCUAGGAACACUGUCAUAGUUCUUCACAGUUGCAGGUCGUAAGGAAAGUUAAAACUUUAAGUUGGAAAGGCUUGGGUUAAGGCUUUCGGCUCUCUAAGGCGUCUAACCACUAGUUCACCUCUUCUUUCUCUGGAUACCUGGCCAGUUCCCUGGGAAAAAACAGGGAGGACUUUGUUAUAAAGACCAGAUGUUCUUAACAUCAAGAUAAGGAAUGUGAUACAUUCCGUCCCUCCAGGAUCUCUGGCCAGGGCCCGGUUGGGACGCGACUGCAAGCACAUUCACCUUUUUUCAUGCCAAAAGUACAGGUAGUUUUACCACCUUUGUCUAGAGAGCUGUAUAAGCAGCCCUCCUAGCCCAGGCUGCUGCUGCUGCUGUCUUACGCCCAGAAUUGAGACAUGU
This is a messenger RNA of Fukomys damarensis (Damara mole-rat), 1420 nucleotides long. Its product is annotated as UL16-binding protein 1. The transcript is spliced from 6 exons. Gene Ontology annotation, biological process: antigen processing and presentation of endogenous peptide antigen via MHC class Ib; positive regulation of T cell mediated cytotoxicity; immune response. Bases 297 to 1040 code for a protein of 247 amino acids. Gene Ontology annotation, cellular component: external side of plasma membrane. Lineage: Eukaryota; Metazoa; Chordata; Mammalia; Rodentia; Bathyergidae. The record is from RefSeq and is a predicted model, not a curated record.